This is a messenger RNA of Trypanosoma conorhini, 510 nucleotides long. RefSeq names its product transmembrane protein 216. The transcript has a single exon. The record is from RefSeq and is a predicted model, not a curated record. NCBI's taxonomy places the organism in Eukaryota, Euglenozoa, Kinetoplastea, Trypanosomatida, Trypanosomatidae. Gene Ontology annotation, biological process: non-motile cilium assembly. The coding region runs from base 1 to 510 and encodes 169 amino acids. Gene Ontology annotation, cellular component: ciliary transition zone.
AUGAACGCGGGCAGCUCAACGGUGGGUGGUCCCUCGCUCUCCUUUCAGCUUCUGCUGUACGGUUCUUCUGGGUGGAGCGGCAUCUGGUUUAUCCUGACGCUGGCGCUCCUCAUCUACAAGGGAACUCUGCUGCCGUUUCCUCCCGCUGCGUUGCCAAUGGAAAUUGUCUCAGCAUUUUUUCUCCUCGUUGUAGACAUUGCCGCACUAUCGCUUGGCACACGCGGGAAUCUUACGGAAGAAGUGGGUACCUCGUGCCUGGCCCUUGGCCUUCUGCUUGUGGCGGCGGUGGGGGCCGUCUAUUACAUGUGGCUGCAGACAUACGUCAUGAUGCUCGAUUUGGCUUUCUCUGCCAUACUCCUCGGCCUCAACAUAUUGACGGUGUUGGCCGGGGUCUACGCGUUGCAAGGGGUCGUGCGGGCGAAGCGCGGCCCGCGACAGAGAUUUGCAGCACCGCCGCGGUGCCCACCGAUUUCUCCGCGGGGUGAGAUGAAGCGGCGGAAGGGGGACUAG